Molecule: messenger RNA, 7881 nt
Organism: Lethenteron reissneri (Far Eastern brook lamprey)
Lineage: Eukaryota; Metazoa; Chordata; Hyperoartia; Petromyzontiformes; Petromyzontidae
Product: mucin-5AC-like
Source: RefSeq, a predicted model, not a curated record
UGACACCAAAACCCCCCGUUGAGGAAAAGCCAACAAAGCCAGCUCCUGAAGAGAGUGGCGCUCCUCCUCAAGAACCAACUGCAUCGAAGGAAAAGACACCCCCACCUCCAACCUCCAGUAGCAAGGAGCCAGAACCAUCACCCGCAACUCCAGGCCCAGAAGACUGUACUCCAGGCUGGUCUGACUGGUACGAUGAGCAAUAUCCUGAUGAAGAAAAUGGCGGAGAUGAGGAAUCUUACCAGAAGGUUAUAGCCUCAGGGAAAGUGGUUUGUCUGCUUGACUCACCAGUGCAAAACAUUGAAUGCAAAGCAGAGAGAUUCCCUAAUACCCCAUGGGAGGAAUUGGGCCAGACAAUAACUUGUGACAAGAAUAAAGGACUGAAAUGUGUAAAUGAAGAUCAAGGAGGACUGCCAUGUUACAACUACAAGGUCAGAUUCUGCUGCUCCAGAGCAGGUGGACCCCCUGCACCAAUUCCAUCUAAAGCAAGCCCAGAACCAACUGCAUCGAAGGACAAGACACCCGCACCUCCAACCUCUGGCAUCAAGGAGCCAGAACCCUCAAAGCCAGAAGGACCAGUGACACCGAAACCCCCGGUUGAGGAAAAGCCAACAAAGGCAGCUCCAGAAGAGAGUGGCGCUCCUCCUCAAGAACCAACUGCAUCGAAGGAGAAGUCACCCGCACCUCCAACCUCCAGCAACAAGGAGCCAGAACCAUCACCCCCAGAAGGGCCAGUGACACCAAAAUCCCCCGUUGAGGAAAAGCCAACAAAGCAAGCUCCUGAAGAGAGUGGCGCUCCUCCUCAAGAACCAACUGCAUCGAAGGAAAAGACACCCGCACCUCCAACCUCCAGUAGCAAGGAGCCAGAACCAUCACCCGCAACUCCAGGCCCAGAAGACUGUACUCCAGGCUGGUCUGACUGGUACGAUGAGCAAUAUCCUGAUGAAGAAAAUGGCGGAGAUGAGGAAUCUUACCAGAAGGUUAUAGCCUCAGGGAAAGUGGUUUGUCUGCCUGACUCACCAGUGCAAAACAUUGAAUGCAAAGCAGAGAGAUUCCCUAAUACCCCAUGGGAGGAAUUGGGCCAGACAAUAACUUGUGACAAGAAUAAAGGACUGAAAUGUGUAAAUGAGGAUCAAGGAGGACUGCCAUGUUACAACUACAAGGUCAGAUUCUGCUGCUCCAGAGCAGGUGGCCCCCCUGCACCACCCAUUACUCAGGCCCCAACCAAAGGGGCCCCUGAAAUUCCACCAACAGCAGCUGCUCCGGAAACAACGAAAAGGAAACCAAAGUCCCCACCAGUGCCUAAAGAGACGACUAUAGGUGAAGAAUGGAUUGUUCCAGCAACACAGCCACCAAUUGAGGCUACAAAACCAAAUGAAACACCCACCAAACAAGACGAGUGUGCUUUAGGCUGGUCUGAGUGGUAUGAUGAUCAAUACCCUGAUGAAGAAAAUGGCGGAGAUGAGGAAUCCUACCAAAAGGUUAUAGACUCGGGGAGAGAGGUCUGUCUGCCUGACUCAUCAGUGGAAAAAAUUGACUGCAAAGCAGAGAGAUUCCCUAAUACUCCAUGGGAGGAAUUGGGCCAGACGAUCACUUGUGACAAGAGCACAGGCUUAAAAUGCUCUAAUAACGAUCAGGACUUUCUGCCAUGUUACAACUACAAGGUCAGAUUCUGCUGCUCCAGAGCAGGUGGACCCCCUGCACCAAUUCCAUCUAAAGCAAGCCCAGAACCAACUGCAUCGAAGGACAAGACACCCGCACCUCCAACCUCUGGCAUCAAGGAGCCAGAACCGUCAAAGCCAGAAGGGUCAGUGACACCGAAACCCCCGGUUGAGGAAAAGCCAACAAAGGCAGCUCCAGAAGAGAGUGGCGCUCCUCCUCAAGAACCAACGGCAUCGAAAGAGAAGUCACCCGCACCUCCAACCUCCAGCAACAAGGAGCCAGAACCAUCACCCCCAGAAGGGCCAGUGACACCAAAACCCCCCAUUGAGGAAAAGCCAACAAAGCCAGCUCCUGAAGAGAGUGGCGCUCCUCCUCAAGAACCAACUGCACCGAAGGACAAGACACCCGCACCUCCAACCUCUGGCAUCAAGGAGCCAGAACCCUCAAAGCCAGAAGGGCCAGUGACACCGAAACCCCCGGUUGAGGAAAAGCCAACAAAGGCAGCUCCAGAAGAGAGUGGCGCUCCUCCUCAAGAACCAACUGCAUCGAAGGAGAAGUCACCCGCACCUCCAACCGCCAGCAACAAGGAGCCAGAACCAUCGCCCUCAGAAGGGCCAGUGACACCGAAACCUCCGGUUGAGGAAAAAUCAACAAAGCCAGCUCCUGAAGAGAGUGGCGCUCCUCCUCAAGAACCAACUGCACCGAAGGAGAAGUCACCCGCACCUUCAACCUCUGGCAUCAAGAAGCUAGAACCCUCACCCUCCGAAGGGCCAGAAGACUGUACUCCAGGCUGGUCUGACUGGUACGAUGAGCAAUAUCCUGAUGAAGAAAAUGGCGGAGAUGAGGAAUCUUACCAGAAGGUCAUAGCCUCAGGAAAAGUGGUUUGUCUGCCUGACUCACCAGUGCAAAACAUUGAAUGCAAAGCAGAGAGAUUCCCUAAUACCCCAUGGCAGGAAUUGGGCCAGACAAUCACUUGUGACAAGAAUAACGGACUGAAAUGUGUGAGUGAGGAUCAAGGAGGACUGCCAUGUUACAACUACAAGGUCAGAUUCUGCUGCUCCAGAGCAGGUGGCCUCCCUCCACCACCCAUUACUCAGGCUCCAACCAAAGGGGCCCCUGAGAAAGCAUCGACAGAAGCAGCUCCAGAAACAAAGAAAAGCACACCAGAGUCGCCACCAGUGCCCGAAGAGACCACUGCAGCUGAAGAAUUGAUUGUUCCAGCAACACAGCAACCAAUCGAGGCCUCAAAACCAACUAAAACACCCACCGAACAAGAAGAAGACUGCGCUCCAGGCUGGUCUGACUGGUACGAUGAGCAAUAUCCUGAUGAAGAAAAUGGCGGAGAUGAGGAAUCUUACCAGAAGGUCAUAGCCUCAGGGAAAGUGGUUUGUCUGCCUGACUCACCAGUGCAAAACAUUGAAUGCAAAGCAGAGAGAUUCCCUAAUACCUCAUGGCAGGAAUUGGGCCAGACAAUAACUUGUGACAAGAAUAAAGGACUGAAAUGUGUGAAUGAGGAUCAAGGAGGACUGCCAUGUUACAACUACAAGGUCAGAUUCUGCUGCUCCAGAGCAGGUGGCCUCCCGCCACCACCCAUUACUCAGACCCCAACCAAAGGGGCCCCUGAGAAAGCAUCGACAGAAGCUGCUCCAGAAACAAAGAAAAGCAAACCAGAGUCGCCACCAGUGCCCGAAGAGACCACUGCAGCUGACGGCCGCAGUGUUCCUGUGACACAAGCAACAGAACAGGCACCACGGCCAUCUGUAAAACCAACACCUAAAGUGACGUCCUCACAAGCAGUUGAAGAAAAGUCAACGGAACGGAGUGCUGUAGUGAAAAGCUCAGCAGCUCCGAAACAAAAGACUCCAGAUGUCUCCACAAAAGCACCACAAACCUCAACCAAAAAAGCAAUAUCUACAACGACGGAAGAUGACGAAGAGCAUUGCAGUACGGGCUGGUCCCAGUGGUUCGACGAGCACACUCCAACUGAGGCAAAUGGAGGCGAUGUGGAAACCUACCAAAUGGUCAUAGAGUCGGGCAAAGUGGUCUGCCCGGAUAACACCUUUGUAGAAAAAAUCGACUGCAGAGCGGAUAAGUUCCCACAUAAGAAUUGGAAAAAACUAUGGCAAACGAUCACCUGUGAUAAGGAGACCGGCUUGAGAUGUGCGAAUGAGAACCAGGGCAUAUUGACAUGCUUCAACUACAUGGUCAGGUUCUGCUGCUCUGAGGUGGUAAGUCCUCAUCCGAUCACAACUAAUGCUCCACCCAGGAAGGAAACUAAACAUCCACCCAAAACAGUCGGUCCUUGGACAACUCUGAAGAAUCCAGAGAAAUCAACAACUCCAAGACUGACCACCGCAGCUGAAGAAGAAGACUGUGCUACAGGCUGGUCUCAGUGGUACGAUGAGCAAUAUCCAGAUCUAGACAAUGGCGGAGAUGAGGAAUCUUACCAGAAGGUCACAGCCUCAGGGAAAGUGGUCUGUCUGGCUGACUCAUCAGUGGAAAAAAUUGACUGCAAAGCAGAGAGAUUCCCUAAUACCCCAUGGGAGGAAUUGGGCCAGACAAUAACUUGUGACAAGAAUGAAGGACUGAAAUGUGUAAAUGAGGAUCAAGGAGGACUGCCAUGUUACAACUACAAGGUCAGAUUCUGCUGCUCCAGAGCAGGUGGCCCCCCUGCACCACCCAUUACUCAGGCCCCAACCAAAGGGGCCCCUGAGAAACGACCAACAGCAGCUGCUCAUGAAACAACUAAACAUAUACCCAAAAAGACCACUACAGUUGAAGAAGUGAUUGUUCCAGAAACACACAAACAAAUUGAGGCUAAAAAACCAACUACGGUGGCCCCCAAGAAACGAUCAACAGCAGCUGCUCAUGAAACAACGAAAAAUAAACCCAAAAAGACCCCUGCAGUUGAAGAAGUGAUUGUUCCAGCAACACACAAACAAAUUGAGGCUAAAAAACCAACCACGGUUGCCUCCAAGAAACGAUCAACAGCAGCUGCAGUGAAACCGACCAAAUCGAAGACAACCACCACCACAGUGUCAACCACCAAGAAACCAGAGGAACUGGAAUCAUACAAGGUCCAGUUCACCAUUAUCAAUCGUGAAUUUCAUCAGGAUCUCUACAACCCUGAAAAGCCACUCUACAUUGAAUAUGCCAGAAACAUCACCACGGAGAUUACCAAGUUAUUCCAGAAAGAACAGCGGGCAAGAUAUUUAUACCGGGAAUACAAUGUCUCAAGCUUCUGGAUCGGCUCCAUUACUGUGGAGGGCAAAUGCUCUUUCCUAAAGAACGGUGGUGAGAACGUGCCCACGCUGAUGAAAGAGUUCACCGAAGGAACCAAUAACAUGACCUACCUGGGACCGUACCGGCUGCGGCCGGGCAGCCUCAAGGUGUACGUUGACAAGGAGGUGGUGUACUACACGAAUACGAAUACAAGUUCAAGUCCGAACAGAUCCCUGCCAUACUGGGUCUACUUCAUCAUCGCCCUCUGCUGCCUCAUUCUGUUGGCCCUGAUCAUCGCCUACAUCGUGCUGGCUCUCGUGAGAUACUUCAAGAACAGAGGCGACGCCUACAAAGUGCUGAAGAUCCCAUGGGGAAUGUACUACCCGCACUUGGACCUCCGCAAGUCUUUCUGAACAUCUCCGUGGUGAAGCAACUCACACAGCAAUGGAAACAGCAGCAGCAGCAGCAGCUGCAGAAAUGUCAGCCCACAUCGGCAAUGACAAACACAUUUGGCAAAACUCGCAUCGCACCUGUCACCAGCAAAUUACUCAAAUAACCAGAGCCGCUGCUACUGUAGCCACGAGAGUAAUGCCUGUCACAAUACACCAUCCUCAUCGUCAUCUUUGUAAACGUCAUCAGACCGCACAAUCUUCUCUGGACAGAUUUGCCAUCACCACCAGUAUCACCUAAAGCAACCAAACGUCCUGGUUUGGCAGGGAUGGUUUCAGAAAGGCUGUCCCGGUGUGCUGAAGCGCAUUUGUGAACAUUGGGAUCUUGUCAAUAUUUUAUAUUUUCAUGCCUUAUGCUUAACUCAUGUUAUGGGUGGAAUUGGCAGAGGAGUGGAUGGGGCCUAUCAGCAGGAGGUGUGGCUGACUGAGGGAGGGGCCACCAGUUCCCUACAUGUUCCGGAAGGUCAACCAGAAAUUUGGUAGCUAUAAUACCUCUCACCAGCAACAUCGUCACUACGAUUCUCAUCGUCGAUAAAACCAAGAGGCGCUGAUACCACCAGAACAGCAACUACCAUUAUCAACAAUCCUGUCAAGAUAUCCGUCAUCGCAAAUCGAUGCAACCGGAACAAACGAUACAACCACAACAGCGACCAUCACCACCACAAAACACAUUGAUGACGCAUUACGACUGGCAACAUUAACCACAAUCACGUCCUCCACCAACAGCAAAAGCAUCUGCACUUAUAAUAUACAGGGUGGUCCAUUUAUAGAUACUCCAAUAUUCGAUCACUUCUCAAAAGUGACCGAAUAUUGUGAAAGCGAUGGCUCCAUAUCCGGCAGAGGAUAUUGUUAAAAUGUCAUCAUUGUAUUGAGAUUGGUGGGAGAUAUGUAGAGGCUUUGAAAAAAUGUUGUUUUAUGUAUGAUUUCUCCAUAUUAUUUUAGUGGGUUAACUAUAAAUGGAUCGUCCUGCAGUAGAACAUGUAAUGUAACAUAGUGAUAAUAAAUAUUUGCUGCUAGAGACAUAGAAAUAUGCAUGGCACUUACAUAGGAGUGAUAACGACUUAAAUACAUUGCACAACUAAAAACACAUCUCAGCCCAUCGAUGCACGGGGCUUUUGGUCACCUGAGCUGAAAGUGUGACUCCCCUUCCCCCGCACCACCGCACUAUUAAGCAUAACCCCACCAUCCAUCACUCAGAUAUUGCUACAGUUCAUGGCGACAACUGCACCCGCCUCGGGUUCGCUUCGAUGAAGAUUCCAUUCGUGAGAAUUGCACUUAAUGUGGGAGGAAAUUGGAAAAUCCGAAAGAAAACAAACCACACAUACAUCCGAAGGGACUACACUCAGCACUUACAUAAUAAUACAAAAAAUGCCAAUUAUUUAUCCAGAACCUGGCACUGGACCAAUCAAGCCACUAACCGGGCCCGACUCCACUUAGCUUCAGAGAUGUGACAAGACUGGGCAUAUUCAGGGUUAUUUCUUCUUACAGCAGAUUACUGGUUCUCUUUAUAGGUUCAUAACAGACACCACACCUCUAUCUUUGAGCAAGGCCGCAGCAAGGAAAACUCUAGACUUCAUUAAUCUAUUCUACUACUCGAUAUGUAGCACAGAUAAAAUCAGCAAAGAUUCACCACCGUUGACCGGAUGAAGUGAUAAUUGUUAUAUAUUACAGUCCGUUUGUCAAUCCGGACAACUGCACCACUGCUCUGCCACCACGAUACAUAUGUUCAAUACAAAUAUAAUACAUACAAUUUAUCUCUCCAUUGUGGAUCAGAUGUGGACAUUAUAAUCCAUUAGCACAUAUUUGCACAUUAGCAUAUAGAAGCAAACACAUACAUCUACACUUGCAAGACUUGUACAGAUUCCAUACCCCCUCGAUAUUCCACGUUUCCCAAUUCAGGGACAGCGAUUGCGAGUUAAUAGUCGGUUUUGUUCUGUUAACACAACGGGUACUAGUGGCUCUACAAUGGGCAUGUCGCAAGCAGGAAUAGCAACAUAUAACAGUUCGGUAUUAAGUUGUGUAAGCCAGUCAAGAGCUUUCAGAAAUUUCAGAAACUUUUCAUAGAAUAGUAACAGCGAAUGGUCCACUGGAUGUCCCAUCACUUUAAAGUUGUUCAUCACACACCCACACGGUGAAGUGUCUUUGAUGCUCCAUUCAUGCAUAAAGUAUCCACACAUUCAUGUGAUGGUCUCAUGCCGUUCAUGAUGUUCAUCCGCUGUCGCCAAAGAAUUGUGAAGCCAGUAAGCCCAACUGUUGGCUCAGCUGUGUAGGCUUUUGUUUUUCAACCAAGCGGUCACUUCGCCGCAUCUCUCCUGCUCUCUACAAUGUACUGCUAUAGUCUCCAAUGUGCCGUGUUCUUCCUUAAAUGAACUGUUAUGUCCUGCCUAAGCCCAGAUCAUCACAAUGUCUGCUUAAUCGUCAAUAUGAAUCUGCUGUAUCCAUUCUCCGGGCAUAGUGUUAAGCAACGAUGGGGGGACGAUUGGGGUUCUGUACAACUUCUGCACUGCAAAUGUCCUAUGCAAAUAAAAACAAUAAAUCCCAAAUUUUCCUC